UGCAUUCAAAUAUUCUUGAUUGAAGAAGAUAGUGUUUUUGGUUUGAACGUAGCAAUGGUUAGAAUUUUAGUUUUGAUUUCUGUUAUUCUAUUUAGUGUAUACCAAUCUGAACAAGUUCAUUUCUUGUCCGACAACUAUAUCGAAAAACUUAACGGGAAAAUAUCAACAUGGAAGGCUGGUAAAAAUUUCCCUGCUGAUACAUCAAUUCUUCAUCUAAAAAAAUUGUUAGGUUCUAAAAGGAGAGAAAAAAAUGAUCCAGAUGAUGAUCCUAUUAAAACAGAAGACCCUGCCUAUGAAAAUAUUACAAGUAUUCCUGAAACAUUUGAUGCCAGAGAACAGUGGAAGCAUUGUGAAACUAUCGGUCAUGUUCCUGAUCAAGGUCAGUGCGGCACUUGUUGGGCUGUGAGUACUACAAGUGCAUUCGCCGACCGUAUGUGUAUCGCUACUGAAGGAAAAUAUAAUCAUAUGUUAUCGGCUGAAGAAUUAGGUUUUUGUUGUAAAGAAUGUGGUUACGGUUGUGAGGGUGGAUAUCCUAUUAGGGCUUGGGAAUACUUUAGUACUCAUGGAGUUGUUACUGGUGGUGAUUAUGAUUCCAAAGAGGGAUGUGAACCAUAUAAAGUUGAACCAUGCCAAACAGACGAAAAAGGUUACAAUCCUUGUCAAAACAGGCCUCUCGAACAGAAUCACAAAUGUAUCAAACAAUGUUAUGGUAACACCACCCUUGAUUACGAAAAAGAUCACGUUUAUACUAAAAACUUUUACUAUCUCUCUCCUGAAAUUAUUCAAAAGGACAUAAUGGUUUAUGGACCCAUCGAAGCUACAUUUAAUGUUUUUGAAGAUUUCUUUAAUUACAAAUCAGGAGUUUAUGUUCGAUCUUCAUCGUCAUUGAUGGGAGGACAUGCUGUGAAAUUAAUCGGAUGGGGAGUUGAAAAGGGUGUUCCAUACUGGUUGAUGAUGAACUCAUGGAACACAUCAUGGGGUGACAAAGGUUUAUUUAAAAUCAAAAGAGGUUCUAACGAAUGUGGAAUUGAAGAAUCGAACACUGCUGGAGUACCUCGUGUUUAAUAAAAGUAGAAAAGAAAUAGUGAUAGAUUACUGAAACAAUACCAAAAAUCGAAUGAUAUUUCACUUGAAUUCGAUGUUAAAAAUAUAAAAAUUAAAAUACUUAAUUUCUCAGA
This is a messenger RNA of Daktulosphaira vitifoliae (grape phylloxera), 1178 nucleotides long. RefSeq names its product cathepsin B-like. The coding region runs from base 55 to 1065 and encodes 336 amino acids. Gene Ontology annotation, cellular component: lysosome. Gene Ontology annotation, biological process: regulation of catalytic activity. The transcript has 6 exons. NCBI's taxonomy places the organism in Eukaryota, Metazoa, Arthropoda, Insecta, Hemiptera, Phylloxeridae. The record is from RefSeq and is a predicted model, not a curated record. Gene Ontology annotation, molecular function: cysteine-type endopeptidase activity.